Messenger RNA from Manduca sexta (tobacco hornworm), 5100 nucleotides. RefSeq names its product calcium-transporting ATPase sarcoplasmic/endoplasmic reticulum type (gene SERCA). Gene Ontology annotation, biological process: calcium ion transmembrane transport; intracellular calcium ion homeostasis. The record is from RefSeq and is a predicted model, not a curated record. Lineage: Eukaryota; Metazoa; Arthropoda; Insecta; Lepidoptera; Sphingidae. Gene Ontology annotation, molecular function: ATP hydrolysis activity; P-type calcium transporter activity; ATP binding. Bases 154 to 3231 code for a protein of 1025 amino acids. The transcript has 11 exons. Gene Ontology annotation, cellular component: membrane.
CGCCCGCGCCGCUCUAAAAUCGUCGCUCUUCGCCCGGGAGUCGCUACUCGGGGCGCGGCGGGAAAACAUCUCCCGCGCCACUCUUAUUUCUUCUUUCCUUCCCGACGCUGUCGAAAAAAUAUCUCAAACUGACGGCAACGUAGUAAUUCCACCAUGGAGGACGCUCACACGAAAUCCGUGGAUGAAGUCUUAAAGUAUUUUGGCACGGACCCAGACAAAGGCCUUAGUGCAGACCAAGUAAAAAGGAACCAAGAAAAAUAUGGACCCAACGAAUUACCUGCGGAGGAAGGCAAAAGUAUAUGGCAGUUAGUCCUGGAACAAUUCGAUGACCUCUUAGUAAAGAUUUUGCUGUUAGCCGCUAUUAUCUCAUUCGUUUUAGCUUUAUUUGAAGAGCAUGAAGAUGCUUUCUCAGCCUUUGUAGAACCCUUCGUAAUUUUACUAAUUCUUAUCGCUAACGCCGUAGUAGGAGUAUGGCAGGAAAGAAAUGCCGAAUCUGCCAUCGAAGCUUUAAAAGAGUACGAACCCGAAAUGGGUAAGGUCAUAAGAGGAGAUAAAUCUGGUGUCCAAAAAAUUAGGGCGAAGGAAAUUGUACCCGGUGACGUCGUUGAAGUCUCCGUCGGUGACAAAAUCCCUGCUGACAUCCGUCUUAUUAAAAUUUACUCUACUACCAUCCGUAUUGAUCAGUCCAUCUUGACCGGAGAGUCUGUUUCCGUCAUUAAGCACACUGACGCCAUCCCUGACCCACGCGCUGUAAACCAGGACAAGAAGAAUAUCCUUUUCUCGGGUACCAAUGUCGCCGCCGGUAAAGCCCGUGGUAUUGUCAUCGGCACCGGACUUAACACCGCUAUUGGUAAAAUUCGUACUGAAAUGUCGGAGACUGAAGAAAUCAAAACUCCUCUGCAGCAGAAACUCGAUGAGUUCGGUGAACAGCUCUCUAAGGUUAUCUCUGUGAUUUGCGUUGCCGUCUGGGCUAUCAACAUUGGUCACUUCAACGACCCCGCCCACGGUGGCAGCUGGAUUAAGGGUGCCGUAUACUACUUCAAAAUUGCCGUCGCUCUCGCCGUCGCCGCCAUUCCAGAAGGUCUGCCCGCUGUCAUUACCACUUGUCUUGCUUUGGGUACCAGGCGUAUGGCCAAGAAGAAUGCUAUUGUCAGGUCUCUGCCCUCCGUCGAAACCCUCGGUUGCACAUCCGUUAUUUGCUCAGACAAGACCGGUACUCUUACCACCAACCAAAUGUCCGUCUCCCGCAUGUUCAUCUUUGAUAAAAUCGAAGGUGGUGACAGCAACUUCCUUGAAUUUGAAAUCACUGGCUCCACUUACGAACCUAUUGGCGAUGUUUACUUGAAGGGACAGAAAGUUAAGGCCUCUGAAUUUGAUGGUCUUCACGAAUUAGGAACCAUCUGUGUUAUGUGCAAUGACUCUGCUAUUGACUUUAAUGAAUUCAAACAGGCCUUCGAAAAGGUCGGUGAAGCCACUGAAACUGCCCUCAUUGUACUCGCUGAGAAAAUGAAUCCCUUCAACGUUCCUAAGACCGGACUCGACCGCCGUUCCUCUGCUAUUGUUGUUCGUCAGGAAAUUGAGACCAAAUGGAAGAAAGAAUUCACUCUUGAGUUCUCCCGUGACAGGAAAUCUAUGUCCACCUACUGCACUCCUCUUAAGCCUUCCCGCCUGGGUACUGGUCCCAAACUGUUCGUUAAGGGUGCCCCUGAAGGUGUACUGGAACGUUGCAGCCACGCUCGUGUUGGUACCGCCAAAGUUGCUCUUAACACUACUCUCAAGAACCGCAUCCUUGACCUUACUCGCCAAUACGGUACCGGCCGUGACACCCUGCGUUGCUUGGCUUUGGCCACAGCUGACAACCCAUUGAAGCCCGAAGAAAUGGACCUUGGUGACUCCUCUAAGUUCUACACAUAUGAAGUCAACCUUACUUUCGUUGGUGUCGUCGGUAUGUUGGACCCUCCCCGUAAGGAAGUUUUCGACUCUAUCGUCCGUUGUCGUGCCGCUGGUAUCCGCGUUAUUGUCAUUACUGGUGACAACAAGGCUACUGCUGAAGCUAUCUGCAGGCGUAUCGGUGUGUUCGGUGAAGAUGAGGACACCACUGGCAAGUCUUACUCCGGUCGUGAAUUCGACGACCUGCCCGUCUCGGAACAGAGGUCCGCCUGCGCCAAGGCGCGUCUCUUCUCUCGCGUGGAGCCCGCACACAAGUCCAAGAUUGUUGAAUAUCUGCAAAGCAUGAACGAAAUCUCCGCUAUGACUGGUGAUGGUGUGAAUGACGCCCCCGCCCUGAAGAAGGCUGAAAUCGGUAUUGCCAUGGGUUCCGGUACCGCUGUCGCCAAGUCUGCCGCUGAGAUGGUGUUGGCCGACGACAACUUCUCUUCCAUUGUAGCCGCCGUUGAGGAAGGUCGUGCCAUCUACAACAACAUGAAGCAGUUCAUCCGUUACCUGAUCUCGUCGAACAUCGGUGAGGUGGUUUCCAUCUUCUUGACGGCCGCGCUGGGUCUCCCCGAGGCCCUCAUUCCCGUGCAGCUGCUGUGGGUGAACCUGGUAACUGACGGUCUGCCCGCCACCGCUCUUGGCUUCAACCCCCCUGACUUGGACAUCAUGAACAAACCACCGCGCAAGGCUGACGAGGGUCUCAUCUCCGGAUGGCUGUUCUUCAGGUACAUGGCUAUUGGUGGAUACGUGGGUGCCGCUACCGUCGGAGCCGCCUCCUGGUGGUUCAUGUACUCGCCUUUCGGACCCCAGAUGACCUACUGGCAGCUCACCCACCACUUACAGUGCCUCCAGGGAGGAGACGACUUCAAGGGCAUUGACUGCAAGAUCUUCACCGACCCCCACCCCAUGACAAUGGCUCUGUCAGUGUUGGUCACCAUUGAAAUGUUGAACGCCAUGAACAGCUUGUCUGAGAACCAGUCCCUGGUCACCAUGCCGCCCUGGUACAACAUGUGGCUCGUCGGCUCCAUGGCGCUCUCCUUCACUCUCCACUUCGUCAUCUUGUAUGUGGAGGUGCUCUCGGCUGUAUUCCAAGUGACGCCUCUGUCUGUUGACGAGUGGAUAACGGUAAUGAAGUUCUCAAUACCGGUGGUGCUCCUCGACGAGGUGCUGAAGUUCGUGGCGCGCAAGAUCUCCGACGGUGAGAACAGGAGUGUGGUAGACUGGCUCCACGGCAUGCAGUGGAUUGUGCUCAUGUGGGCCGUCUUCUUUGGCAUCAUCAUCUACGGACCCCUAUAAGCCGGCCCGCCCGUGUGCCGUGCCACCACCCCGUUUGAUUCACACCUAAUACCCCCUCAUAGAACCCUGCGCCACCCCCGCGCCGAGUGUGUCGCAUGUGGCGCGUGGCGUGUGGCGUGUGUCGCGUGAGUGGCGCGGGGUUCCGCUGUGGAAACCGAUGGACCUUGAGCUCGCUCCCACAGUUCGUCUCUAACCGUUUGAAUGCUAACGCGCGCACAAGUGUGAAGUGGUCUAGUGGUCGACUGGCCUCCUGCCCUACUGCACGAGCGAGUCGCCGGACGCUCUCUGCACUGCGCGGCCUCGCCAGUGCCUCUGUGUGUCAGUGUCAGAUAAGUCUCGUAGUGUCCGUUCGUAGGAUUAGUGUCGUGUAUGCGACGUCGGAGUGUAUCGGCCGGCCAGGUUCUAUUGCAUUUUAUAUGUGCGAGACAAUAAAUAGUUUGGAGCUCAUUUUUACAAGACGAGAGAUACAUCGAUUAUAUUUUUCUUCCUUUUACCGAGUAUGUUGUGAUGUUAUACACUUAUUUGAUAUGAAGUGGCUGUGAAGACCUUCAUAAUGCUAACACGAGACACCAAAAAUUGGUUGAUUGAGAGGUAUUUAUAAGUUAGAUUAAUUGCAUUUUAUGAUACAUAUUUUGUAAAAGCGUUAACAAAGCUCCAUUUCGCAAUAACACGCUAUAGGGACUCGCACAUAGCUCAGUACCUUGUCCAUGUGGACAGCAGACAUGUAAGCUUACUGUAUAGUAAGGUGCAUCGUUAGCUUAGUGUAACUUAACGUAAGUGUAUCGUUAGGGACGUGGUUAUAAUUAUUUCUCAACAUGUUGUUCUCACUGAAAGAUGUAUCUGUACCCUGUAUCCUGUUGCCUGUACAUGCUUUAUUAACAAUUCCUGAUGCAUUUUAUUACUUUUUCUUGUGAUGUAACCUCAGUUUUUUAUUCUGAAAGCACUUGGCCGCUGCAUUGAAUCUUGUCUCACUCAUUAACCGAAUAUGUAUUAUGUAUGCGUAGUUACGUACGCGGGACAUCGCGCAGCCAAGUAGCUUUAGUAAUUCGUGUAUACUGUAUACGAUUACUCACGCUACGUGCCACGUCUGUGCAGCACUCUGAUGUGAACCAUGUGUAACACGAGUUGUGCAAAUCUAAUACAUAAACCAAUCAAUGUAUGUACGAACACAAACUGUUGCUGAUAGCUAAAUUCGUGCUACUUAUAGGUUAUACAAUUUAUUGAUCUAAUAAUUUAAUUAUUGUCUUCUUUAUGUUCAUUGAAGGUUUACAAAGUCUGUUUUAUAAAUGGGACAUAAUAUUACUUUAAGUAUGCCGAGGUAAAUGAAAUUUGUCCAUUUAUUAAUUAUUAAUGGUACAAGGUCCGUACGUACAUAAGUUUUUAUAAUAAAUUUAGUAUAAUGUUGCAUGUUUGCAUUGCAUGGUGGUGAUUUUAGUAUGAAAUUGAUAUGUUUUAAUAACAUAUAUAUAACUAUAGAGCAAUAUAAUGCGACGUCAUUCGCUGAAGUGACCAUAAUAUAUUAUGCGCUACUUACUAUUCGUAAUUGUAUAUUAGACAUUUGUUGACAUUUAGUAAAUGUGAAAUAUACUUUAGUGGAUUACGUCGCUCAAUAAUGUUAUACAAAAUAUGAUAUAGAAUAAUAAUUAUUGAUAUAACUUACUUUGUCGGCAAUCCGUCUGCCAACAGUAGAUACAUACACCUUCACACACACACACACACUCACACUCAACAUUGCAUAUUACAGGGCAUGCUCAAAAACCUUGUUGUGAUUAUCCCUGAUACUGGAGCUGUUAAUACGUCAGUUUAUUUAUUGAAAUGUACAGUCGUUUAUAAAUACUAUUUUACAUUCAAUUAAAAUAGUGAACAAUG